Messenger RNA from Rotaria sordida, 2961 nucleotides. The record is from the annotation of a GenBank genome assembly. Lineage: Eukaryota; Metazoa; Rotifera; Eurotatoria; Philodinida; Philodinidae.
AUGGCCAAUAAUGAAAAUGAUAAUGAUGCACCACAAGUUUAUCUCUUAGGUAAAACUUACUUGGCUAACAAUCAAGGACAAUUUUAUAUUCGAAAUGAUCCUAUUGUUCAUAUGGCUGCUGGUGAUCGACAUACAAUUAUUGUUACUGGAAGUGGUCGUGCAUUUGCUUUUGGUGAUAAUGGUUCAGGUCAAUUGGGUCUUGGUCAUACAAAUAAUGUUGAAAAAGUUUCAUGUAUUAAAAGUUUAAAAUUCGGAGACACAGGUGAAAAAGUUAUAUUAGCUGCAUGUGGUCGUGAAUCAUCAUUAGUUGCUACAAAUCAUGGUGCACUCUAUGGAUUUGGUUCAAAUAAUCGUUCACAGUUAGGAAUUCAAUCAUCUGAUUCAAAUACAAUUUAUCGUGAACCUGUUAAAAUUGAAUAUUUUAAAGGAAAAAUUGUUUGGAAACAAAUAGCUAUGGGUGCCGAACAUUCAUGUGCAUUAAAUGAUGAAGGUAUGGUAUAUGUUUGGGGUUCAAAUGACGAUGGUCAAUGUGCACAACCACGUAAAACUGAUGUAGUUCAAAUGCCAAGAGAACUUCGAGUAGAAUAUGAAAUUAAUGCUAUAUCAUGUGGAUAUUAUCAUACAGCAUUAGUUAGUACAAAUGGUCGUUUAUUAUUAUUUGGAAAUAAUGAUGAUAGACAAUUGGGACGUUCAAUGUCUGAUAAAUUUUCAGGCCCAAUUGAAGUUUCAAUACCAAAUAAAGUUAAAGCUGUUGCUUGUGGAAAUCAACAUACUGUUGUAUUAACUGAAAAUGGAGAAGUAUAUACAUGUGGACUUGGUGAUCGUGGUCAACUUGGUCUUGGUCCUAGAGUUCUUUCAGCAGACACCUUUGAAAAUGUUCAAGGUUUAUCAAAACGUCUUACAACUAUUGCUGCUGGUGAAGGUCAUACAGUUGUUCUUACUGUUCGUGGUGAUAUGUAUGUAUUUGGUGAUGGUAAACAUGGAAAAUUAGGUUCACAAAUUCAUUCGAAUGAAUUUGAACCAUGUUUAGUUGAUAAAUUUAAAACAUAUAAUGUUUUAAAAGUUGUUUGUGGUGGUUGUCAAACAAUAAUUCUUGCUCAAAAGAAAACUAGUGAACGAAAACAAUCAUCGGGAAGUGAAGGAGAUAUUGGAAAUACAACACUUUCAAUAACUCAACGUCCAAAAAGUCAAGCACGAAAUACACGUAUUAAAACAAUAGCUGGUCGUUCACAUACAGUUGGUGAUUCAACUGAUACAACUCUUCAUCAUGUUAGACCACUUGGAGCAGCAAAUCAUUUACGUGUUGAAUCUGAUGAUGAUAAAUCUGAUAAAGAAUUAUCUGCAUCAUUAAAAAGUGCUACAUUUAAUCAAACACAUACAAUAACAAAUGGAAAAUUUCUUCCAACACAAAGUCCAUCAUUAAAUCGUACUAGUUUUCGUUCAAAUGAUAGCGAUUUAAAACCAUUAAAAACAGGUGCUUUAGAUCAUACAGUUCGUCUUAGUAAAGAUUUAGAUGAUUCAAUAAAAACAAAUAAUCGUUUUUCAUCAAGUGAUAAAUCACCUAUACGUAAUACACGAUUUGAUCGUACAAGUCCACAACCUGUAAAAAAAAAACAAGAUUCAGAUGAAGAUAAAUCAUCAUCUGAUGAACCAAAAAAACCAUUUACUAAAAAACCUGAACGAUUAUCUCCACCAAUACGAAAUGAUCGAAAAACUUCUCCGAUAGCACGACGUCGAGAUGAUAGUGAAAGUGAUGAUAAUAAAUUUAAACGUCCAUCUCCUAUUAAAACACCUAUUAGUGAAACAUUAAAUCGAAAACCUCGUUCACGUCAUCGAUCAGAUGAAGAGGAAGAAGAAGAGGAAGAAGAAAAAGAAGAAGAAGAUGAAGACGAAGACGAAGAAGAUAAGAAUAGACCAUCUAAUCGUCGAAAUAAACAACAACCACCACCAACCGUUGCACGCCGAAGUUCAUUACCACCUCAAACACGUUCAGGAGUACCGACUUCAUCAACACGUGAUGGAAAUCAAACAAUUGGUGCAAGACCAGUUGAUGGUGUUCGAGGUAGUUUUCGUUCACAAGCAACGAAAACACUUGCUAAACCAAAUACAACAACUACAAAUACUGAUACGACAAAAAAAGAAACACCACCUGCUCAACAACCAGGUUUUUUUGCACGAAUUUUUGGUUCAAAAUCAACGCCAACAUCAUCUCCACCAGCAUCACAACCGGCAAAAACACCAGCAGUAGUUACCAAUUCAAGAACAUGUUCAAUUAUACCAAAUACAUUUCGAUGGAUAAAUGAACCUAAUCGGUUAACACAUGUAUCCAAUAAUAUAUCAAAUGAUGACACGCGUCUUGAAUCAUCAUCGUCAUCAUCACGAGUAGUAAAUGCUGAAAAAUUUCGUGUACAAUUGAAUGUAGCCGGAUUCAAUCCAGAAACAAUCAAAACCAAAGUUGAAGAUCGGAAAGUUAUUAUCGAAGCUAAACAAGAAGAUCAUCAGCCCGAUAGUGAUUAUAACAUUCGAAAAAUACGAAAAACAUGUGAAUUACCUGAACAUGCUGAUUCAAAUCAUCUGACUUCAUAUGUAACUCCAAAUCAUAUGCUUGUCAUAGAAGUACCUAUUCGAAAUCCAGAAAUAGAACAUCGUCUUGUUCAAACUAAAAAGAAAAAUCAAAAUUUGACACAAUUCGGUCAAUAUCGUGAUCCAUUAUUUGAUUACGUUGGUUUUUUGGAGGGUUCUAAUUUUCAACCACGUAUUAUUGAUAAAGGAAAUAAUCAAAAACAACUUGAAUUGUCAAUUGAAAUGAAACAUCAUCGACCACAAGAAAUUAAAGUAUCAGUUAAAAAUAAUGAAUUGAUUGUUCAAGGUGAACAUCAUCAUAAAGAUAAGAAUCGUUCUUCUUUAAAUCAACAAUGUUACCACCUGGAACACAAAUUGAUCAGUUACAAUCAUAUUUAA